CUGAGCCAGUCGUCCAGGGGAGCGCCAGCCAGCAGGUUUUACUGUUGGAGAGGAUAUGAGAGGAAGUCAGAUGUGGUAACCUGGUAGUUAACCGGCGAGCAGGCCGCUGUACAGCAGCAUCCAUCAGAGCGGGACAACCCGACUGGCCCGGUGGCUGCCGUCGCUUCCUAACUAGCUAGCUAGCUAGCUAACCUCAACCCGCUAACUUCACCAGUUUAGGGCGGUUUAAGGGACGAGUAGUGUGGGGAAAGAGGGGCCUCCUCCGGCUACUACGACUCGGUUUACAGCUGACCUGGAGAGCAUAACACCCCGGUUUAUUUUCCGUAGCAACAUCCUGCUGAGAUGGACAACCUAAGUGAAGCCCUGGAGAAGCUGAAGCUAGCGUCUACAGACAGCGCCACUGACAGCGUGGAGAGUUGCUUGGACUGCCUGCUGAAAGCACUCACCAACAACAACACUGAGGCCAGUGUGAAGAUCCAGGAGAUGGGUGUUCUUCCCUUACUCCCCACCUUGUUAAACCCCCAGUCUUCCUGCACCCCUAAAGUAGCCAACAUCAUAGCUGAGAUGGCCAAAAAUGAGUUCAUGCGGAGUCCCUGUGUUGAAGCCGGCCUCAUCCCUCCUCUAAUUCAGCUGUUAAACUCCACCGACCAGGAGGUUUUACUGCAGACUGGCCGAGCUCUUGGCAACAUCUGUUAUGACAGCCAUGAGGGCAGGAGUGCAGUUGACCUGGCAGGAGGGGCUCAGAUAGUAGCUGAACACAUUAAAUCCCUCUCCCAAAAUACUGAGCCGGAAAAUGAGAAGCUCUUGACUGUCUUUUGUGGCAUGCUGAUGAACUAUAGCAAUGAUAAUGAUUCCUUGCAAGCCCAGCUGAUCAAUAUGGGUGUGAUUCCCACUCUGGUGAAGCUGCUAGGCAUCCAUUCCCACAACACAGCCUUGACAGAAAUGUGUCUAAUUGCCUUUGGGAAUUUGGCUGAGCUUGAGUCCAGCAAAGAGCAGUUUGCCUCUACCAAUAUUGCUGAGGAGCUGGUGCGUCUUUUCCAGAAGCAGACAGAGCACGAGAAGAAGGAGAUGAUUUUUGAGGUUCUGGCUCCACUUGCAGAAAAUGAUGUGAUAAAGCUGCAGCUGGUCGAGGCGGGCUUGGUGGAGUGUCUCCUGGAGGUGGUGGCUCAGACCGUAGACGGAGAGAGGGAGGAGGACAUCGCUCAGCUCAAGACUGCCUCCGACCUCAUGGUUCUCCUGCUGCUUGGAGAUGAGUCCAUGCAGAAGCUGUUUGAGGGGGGGAAGGGCAGUGUCUUCCAGAGGGUCCUGUCCUGGAUUCCAUCUCAUAACCAUCAGCUGCAGCUUGCUGGAGCUCUGGCCAUCGCUAAUUUUGCGCGCAACGAUGGGAAUUGCAUCCAUAUGGUGGACACUGGCAUUGUGCAGAAGCUUCUGGAGCUGUUGGACCGGCAUGUUGAAGAAGGGAACGUUACUGUUCAACAUGCAGCACUGAGUGCCCUGCGGAACCUAGCCAUACCUGUGGUAAACAAAUCCAAGAUGCUGUCAGCUGGAGUAGCAGAUGUGGUGUUGAAGUUUUUGCAAUCAGAGAUGCCUCCAGUCCAGUUUAAACUCCUGGGAACACUGCGUAUGCUCAUCGAUACACAAGCUGAAGCCGCAGACCAGCUGGGAACCAAUGGGAAGCUGGUGGAGAGGCUCGUGGAGUGGUGUGAAGCCAAAGAUCACGCAGGAGUGAUGGGGGAGUCCAACAGGCUUCUGUCGGCCCUCAUUCGGCACAGCAAGUCCAAGGAAGUCGUCAGAACGGUCAUCCAGGGAGGAGGCGUCAAGCACUUAGUUACCAUGGCAACCAGUGAGCACAUGAUUAUGCAGAAUGAAGCGCUGGUUGCGUUGGGUCUCAUAGCAGGGUUGGAUCUGGUGGCAGCUGAGAAGGACUUUGUCGGAGCCAGCCUGGUGUCAGUGCUCCACAAGCUUCUGUCAGACGAGAGGAGUGCACCUGAGAUCAAGUACAACUCUAUGAUCCUCAUCUGUGCAGUCAUGGGCUCAGAGCCUCUCCACAAAGAAGUCCAGAGCCUGGCGUUCAUCGACGUUGUGUCCAAGCUAAGGGCUCAUGAAAACAAAACGGUAUCGCACCAGGCGUCGCUCACAGAGCAGCGACUAACUGCCCAGAGCUAAAUGACUGUGUCCAACCCCACCCACACUCAUCCACCCAAAUGCCUGCCUGACCCACCCAAUCACCCAAUGACACCUCAUGACUGCUCUCCCGUGCCCCAUCGUCAUGUGCCAAGGUACCAUGUCGCGUUAACUGCCAGCCAGACAUACAUCAUGUCUCUACCCCUGACCCUCUGCCCCGCCAACCUCCACUAGGGUUAGACUGAUGUCGAUUUGGAACGCCAAGACUUUGUGCUAACGUACAAAUCAUAAAAUCUGAGCACUUUCUGAUUGAAUCUUUAUUUUGAAUGAUACAAAUUUACUUGUUCGGGUGGAAAAGCCUCUGGAACUGUUUUUAGACUACUGCGGGACACCAAAACUCUCCUCUGAAAGCCAUAAUAAUGAGAUUUAUUUAGGUGGGUUAGCUGGUCCUUAAGGCAGGGCGAGGCAGGUUUCAUUUCAGGCUUUACAAUGGAGCUAUUUGUCAAGAAGUGGACACACCAUUGACUUAUUGGUCUAUCUAUUCUCUCUUCUGUUUGUUUCUUUCUUUUUUUGUUCUGUUUUUUAGAUAAGCUCAUACAUCAGUCUAACCCUGGUCGCAACCUCUACUUGUGCAUGUAUCUUCUGCUACAAGUAGCUCCACGGGAGCUGAGGCGCCAUAGACAGCCUAACGCAAUAGAUAAGAGAUUACACUCUUUUACGACCAUAGCUGUGAUACCAUCCACCGGUAACCCACCAGUGAAAAAUGUGCACAAAAGAACAAAAAAAUUCCUUCCCGUUGUGAUUUUUCUUUCAUUUUUAAGAAAAUCAGCCAUUCAUGAUGUGCCCAGUCGUGUCCCAUGUAGCUCGAGUAUAAAUUGACUAGAAACUGUGCAUGUUUUAGUCCUGUUGAAGGUGUGACAGUGUUCAUUUUACCCCUCUACCGCUCGCAUACUCCAGCGUACAGCCUGCUCUCCUCCACUGACACCUCUAGUCUUGUACACUCCUUUUUUUGCACUUGUUCUUUAGACUCGGAUCUAUAGAUUUUAUCAGAUUUUUAACACAUUCCCCUGCUCCACAAGCUGUACAGUCAAAGUUAGAGGCUCCGCAAGUCUUCACCCCAUCGCUGAGAGAGAACCACGUAAGAACCAGGUGAAACAAACGUAGUGGAGAGCAGAGCCGUAGUCAAGUCUACAAUGUGAGUCCAGUUCAGCGCGAAAACUGAGUGCAGUUGAAGACCGAAACAGGGAAUUGAUGGUGUGUCUAUUCAAAUGGAAGUCUAACUUUAACCAUCAGCUGAGGUGUACAGCCUCUGCAGGAGCUUUGGUAGCGCUGAUCCAGGACCGAAUCACAGGCUCACGUUACCAUUUCCCAAAGGUGCACCUUUCUGACGCUGAGCGGCUCCUUAAAAUGAUUACGAGAAGACUGUUGUAAAUACAAGCUCACCAAACGGUAUGCAUCUUCCUGGUGACUCAUGAGGUGGGGAAAAAAAACGAUGUCAUGUGGGAGCAAAGCCACAACAAAAUGUGAUUUAGUCUGACCAAGAAAGGUCUCUUCCAUUAAAGUCAAUACAAACCAUGUAAAAUUGACAUGCUGCAGGAUGUCUCUUGCAAAAUCUUUGAUGUCACAUGGUGGGUAUAGAGACCUGUCUUCGUCUAAAUCAUGUUUCCUCAUCAUGUUUUGUUACUUUGCGCCCACCUGGCAGUUUUUCUCCCAUCUUAUAGGUCGCUAAGAUUGCCUAUUUAACAUCAAUCCAAUCAAUGCAUCGCAGUUUGCCUAAUAAUUGUUUGACACUGAUCUGCAUACCCAGAUUUCUACGGAUAAAAUUCUUCUUUGCACUGUUGAGAAGACUAUUGACAAAAGUAAAUUUUUAAAAUAUUUUUGGAUGGACAGGAGAUGGUAAACUAUGAAGAGCAGUCAAGAACAAGAUAAUGUCAAAUUAGGCACGAGACUAAGAAUUGAGAAAAGCAGACUGAAGUACUGCAGCCGCGGAUCACGCUUCACUCUGUGAUCCUGCUAUAACACACAACAGUGCCCUACGAGGAAAUCGCAAAAUUGGGGCACUGUUGUGCUCAGUGAGGGAACCAGGGGGUGUCAUUUUACAGUACGAAAUAAAGCAGCCACCAUUCCUACGUGUGUGUACAGUUUGUAUGUGUGUGUUGUGAAUAUGCUGCUCGGGGAAGCGAAGUCGGGGGAUCUUGUGAGAACGGGUAACUGAAUGCAGACGGAGCAGUCGCUGUGAUCGUGCUGUUUGAGCCACCGCCACCACCACAGCAGCAGCAGCACCACGCCCUGCAGAGGACCGGUCUGUCUGUACAGGGGGUUCUUCUAGUCAAAGGGAUUUCUGCUAACAUGCACAUCUCAGCAUGUCUGACACUGUACUGACACUGUAAACAUGCCACAGUGUUUCCUGGUCUGGGCCCACGCUUUUUUUUUAAAGGUAUGAAUGGUUAUUUAUCAGACUUGUGCUCUUCUAAAGACACAUGCCAGUGGAGAUGUAUCCAUAGUAACUGCGUAAAAUACUAUAAACUUAAAUGUUCGUUGUAAAUGUCAUGAGUUGUACAUUUGGAGGAUUGUAACUCAGCAGAUAAUUAAAAGAUGAUAG
Molecule: messenger RNA, 4726 nt
Organism: Chelmon rostratus (copperband butterflyfish)
Lineage: Eukaryota; Metazoa; Chordata; Actinopteri; Chaetodontiformes; Chaetodontidae
Gene: rap1gds1
Product: RAP1, GTP-GDP dissociation stimulator 1
Exons: 15
Coding region: 343-2166 (607 amino acids)
Biological process (GO): positive regulation of GTPase activity
Cellular component (GO): cytosol
Molecular function (GO): protein binding; guanyl-nucleotide exchange factor activity
Source: RefSeq, a predicted model, not a curated record